AUGAAAAGGAGGGUAGAGACAAAAAGCGGAAAAAAAAGUACGGUCGAAGAGGACCGGUGUGAAAACAACGAUAAUUUGUUGCCGGUGAAAAGGCAACUGUUUGGUCGUCGGCGGCAGUGGCGCGACGAUUGGACGGGGAGGAAGGAAGGACGUGGUGGCGGCGACCUGUCACCCGGACCAACGUACCGUGACACUGCUGCGGCUGCUACCGAGAGGACAGGACGAGCGAGCUCGAUAGAGUGA
Molecule: messenger RNA, 243 nt
Organism: Macrosiphum euphorbiae (potato aphid)
Lineage: Eukaryota; Metazoa; Arthropoda; Insecta; Hemiptera; Aphididae
Source: the annotation of a GenBank genome assembly